ACUGAUAUGACUUUCCAAUUAUUUUUUUAUGUUUACAUGUCAGUUGAGUUUUUUGACACAUUGUUCAAGAUUAAAGAUAUUCUGAACAGAAACAAAUUUUCAGUGGAAAAUGGACGAGAAAACUAAGGCAGAUAUUUAUGAUGAAGAGUUCUUCAAUAACUUGCAAAUGGCAAAAACCCUAAUUAGUCAAAUAAGAAGCAGACGCGACAAAGAAAUUUGUAAAAAGUGGAUCCAAAAAUUGUGUGGUUUGAAGUCCGACGAUGCAGUUGUGAAAAAAAACCGAAACAGUUUUUUCAAAUAUAUGCUUCAAAUUGUGAACAAGGCAGCCCAAAAGGAUUCACUAUCUCCACAGUAUGAUAAAAAGGGAAAUGAAGAUGAUGAAUUGCACUUUAUGAGCAAAUGGUCGGCUGAUAAUCGGACAUACAUAGCUGUCAAACCUCUGCCAGGACAGGGUGCUCUAGUGUACAUGGCAGUUUCAUCAGAUCCCAAACUUGGAUGGAACCAUCAAUAAUUAUUUUUUGCAGGUACAAUCAUUUUAUUGGUUUUUGAAAAAAAUUAUACCUUCUGUGAAAUUCAAUACUUUUUGUACCAAUUGAAGUCAUUAAAAGGGGUUAUGAGUUGAAUAAUA
Molecule: messenger RNA, 628 nt
Organism: Phaedon cochleariae (mustard beetle)
Lineage: Eukaryota; Metazoa; Arthropoda; Insecta; Coleoptera; Chrysomelidae
Source: the annotation of a GenBank genome assembly